Molecule: messenger RNA, 3545 nt
Organism: Terrapene triunguis (Three-toed box turtle)
Lineage: Eukaryota; Metazoa; Chordata; Testudines; Emydidae
Gene: SUPT3H
Product: SPT3 homolog, SAGA and STAGA complex component
Exons: 17
Coding region: 663-1862 (399 amino acids)
Biological process (GO): transcription by RNA polymerase II
Molecular function (GO): protein heterodimerization activity; transcription coactivator activity
Source: RefSeq, a predicted model, not a curated record
CCGGCCGCCCAGGGAGAAGCGGCGCGAGCCGCCACACAGAAGAUGGAGGCGCGGGUGCUCCGCAGCCGAUGUGUGGCGGAACCGGCCCCUCCCCCGGCGGGCGGCGCCAUUUUCCCCCUGGUCGGUUAGUCACCUAGAGCCGAGCGGCCGCUGAGAGGCCUCGGUUCCUCUCUCCGUGUCUGGUGGUAGGGGAAGGAGGACGGCGCAGCUCCCCUCUCCCCCUGUCCAACCGUCCCUCUGUCUCUGGACAUCAGCCCACUGGGGUUAAUUGGCCACCACCAGGCCAGGCUGCGCCUUCCUUCCUUGCACACCUCUGCGUCCAGCCCCGUGUGUCUGAGCCUUUGAAACAAGUUGCUGAUGUCCAGUUACACCAAAAGUGUGCCAGUAGGAAGACAGUGGUUUAAUGAACGGGUAGAGCUGGUAUGCUCCUAGUCCCUGAUCCUGCAAAGUUUUAUGCAGGUUUGAGACUAAUGGUAACUGCUGACCAAGGCCCUGGUCCUGAGAACAGUUAAAAUCGUGUGUGCGCCUACUCAUAUGACUAAAGUCAGACUUCAGUGCAACUAAAUAUAUACUGGACCAUACAUAAAGCUGAAAAUAGUGCAAAACAAACCCUAUAUGAAUAAGGUCCCUAUGGGAUUUGGUUGCUGCAUGAGCCGAAGGUUAUGCGCUUCUGUUGGAAGACUGGGCCUGUGAAAGCCACAUAUACGGCCCAUAAUAAUAUGAGCAAUAUUGCAGCUAGCCCGAUGUCAAAUGUUGCCUCUUCAAGCAGCGGAAGAGGGACAGGGAAAUCAACAAGCUUUACUCCUGAACUGCAAAGUAUGAUGUUUUCCUUAGGGGAUGUUCGCAGGCCCCUUCAUGAAACAGCAGUAUUAGUGGAAGAUAUCAUCCACAUGCAGCUGAUUAAUUUGUUGCAGCAAGCAGCUGAAGUUUCUCAGCUGAGAGGAGCUCGAGUCAUCUCUGCUGAAGAUCUUCUGUUUUUGAUGCGCAAAGAUAAGAAAAAGCUUAGAAGGCUGCUCAAAUAUAUGUUCUUCCGAGACUACAAAUCUAAAAUUGUCAAAGGCAUUGAAGAAGAUGAUCUCCUUGAAGACAAAUUCAACAGUAGCAGUGUCAACAAACGUCAGAAGCUGGCUCAAGACUUUCUCAACUCUAUUGAUCAGACUGGGGAGCUCUUGGCUAUGUUUGAAGAUGAUGAGAUUGAUGAUGUUAAACAAGAGCGGAUGGAGAGAGCAGAAAGACAAACACGAAUGAUGGACUCAGCCCAGUAUGCAGAAUUUUGUGAAAGUCGUCAGUUAAGCUUUUCCAAGAAAGCUUCCAAGUUUCGUGAUUGGCUGGACUGCAGCAGCAUGGAAAUAAAACCAAAUGCAGUUGCCAUGGAGAUUUUGGCAUAUUUAGCAUAUGAGACUGUGGCACAGUUGGUGGACUUGGCUCUUUUGGUCAAACAGGAUAUGGCUCCCAAAGCAGGUGAUCCAUUCAGUCAUGCAAUAUCUGCUACCUUUAUACAGUAUCACAAUUCUGCUGAGCCACAUCUCUUAGGCCAGACCACAAAUAUGAAGAGUAGUCUUGACUCCCCCGAAAACACACCACCUCCUACGCCCACUCCCCCAGCAUCAGCAGGACCACAACACCUUGGGAAAACCCUGUCCGGAGCCCUGGGGAAUGGAGGCAUUGGACAAGACUCCACCAAAGUCAAACAAAGAAAAAGAAAAAAGAGCACUGCAGCUUGUGGUAUAGAGGCUCAAAGCGAUGCCAUCCAGCCCUGCCACAUCAGAGAGGCCAUUCGGCGCUACGGCCACAAGAUUGGCCCCCUUUCCCCAUUCACAAGUGCCUACCGCAGAAAUGGGAUGACUUUUCUAGCCUGCUAAUAUGGAUGUGGCUGCAGUGACAGGAAAGGCAGUGUUAUAUUAAGGUGAUUUUCUUUUCCCCUCCAUGGAAGAAAAAAAAAAAAGCUCUAAUGUGUCUGUGUACCAGUGAGUGGGCUGGUUUGUUGUGACUAUCUACUGGCUGACUCCGUCUCUUUUUCCAGCCCCCUCAAUCGUUAUUCUUGUUUACUAGCUGGAAUGUUAAGCUAAUUAAUGGCAGGAUGUUUGGGAUAGUGUGUAGGUGGACAAGAAUGCAGAUCACACAAUUUUGAAAUUUGCAAUGGGCUUACUGCUGUCAGCCCCCAUAUCUAAAGUGCAGUGUCAUUUUUUAUUUUUGAAGUCUGUAUGUUUUAAUAGAUGUGUUGUUUUGUAAAGCAGGGUUGACGCAAAAAGAGGCCAAGGAUUUGGAUGAUUAUUUAUGCUUUCCUUGUUUUUUCAAAAGUAAAACUGCAUUGUUUUGCAUUUAAUUCCUCUCAAAUCAAUUUUUUAGACAAUGCUAAAAGAAUAAUACCCUCUCUAGCCAAACAAGGGAUUUUUCAGUGAGGAUGAUGCAUAGGAGGGGAGAUGAGCUAAGUUCAGAUAAGAAGGCUUUUCAGAUAGGAAGACUUCAAGUAAAUGACUUCUGGUCUUCUUGUUUCAGUUAAAUAUUAGUAUUUUUAGAGUCCCAAGGAGCAUCUAUACUGAAAUCUGUAAAUUCUUAAUAUUGAAAUCUCUUUUCUUAUUCUCUUCUCUCCCUUGAAGUCAGUGGGAGUCUUUCUUUUGACUUUAAUGAUCAUUGGAUCUGUCCUUUUGGCCCCAGUUCACAAGGUACUUAAACGUGUAUAACUUUAAGCAUAUUGCUCUGUUGACUUCAAUGGGACUACUCAAGUACUUAAAGUUACAGCCCUGCUUAAGUGCUCUGCUGUAGGGACCUGAUCCUGUUAAUGUUAAUGGGAGAAAAUCCAGGCCCUUAUUUAUUUUUAAUUUCUGUUGCUCCACUUUGUUCUUUUUUUCUUUUUGUUUGUUUUGGGGUUUUGUUUUGUUUCUUCAAACUCUAACUCUCCCUUUAGCCCUCUUCCCUUCUCUGCUCUUCCAGUCUUUGAUAUCCUCACAAGCACAUUCAUUUCUUCCCAUGGAAAGUGUACAUAUAUAGAAGUAACCAAGGUCACGCUUGAGGAGACAAAAAGGCUUAGGCCCAGAUUCUGCAUCAGAAUCUGCUACUGUGCCCCUAUGGCAUCCCGUUGGGACAGAAGUCAGUGCUAGUGUAUCCCAGAGCAGAGUCAGGGCCUUAAAGACUAAAGUAAACCUUUAAGAAAGACAGAACACUCAGGAGACCUAGGAGAUCAACUGUCUGCAUUACUUCUAUAUAGUGUAAGCAGUCUCCUCCUUUGUGCUUAGUAUGUGAGGUUUCAACUCCUGCCACUUCUCUGAUACAGUCUUAUACUUUAUAAACGUUUUCAUUGGACAGUACCUGGACCCACUUGCGAAAAAAAAUUAAACUAAAAACGUGUCUCUUCCUUGUGAUCAACAAAUUGUGAAGCAUUGUAAAUGUAAUCACAGUGCAUCCAAUAUUUCUGCCAUCCAUAAACUGCCUCCUUUUUUACCUGCUGCAUGCCAGUCCUUCUGGAAUUAAUCUGUAUGUAAAGGACUAAAAAUAAUGUGUACAAUACAGUAUAUUAAAAAAGAAAAAAGUUUUCUGAUGUUCCA